CACUCCGCUCCUCCUUUGGUCGACAGCCGCGCUUUCCCGCUCGCGUCGCAGCCUCCGGUGCCACCGCCGCCUCCGCCAUGCCCAACAUCGUGCUCUUCAGCGGCAGCUCGCACCAGGACCUGUCCCAGCGCGUGGCCGACCGGCUGGGCCUGGAGCUGGGCAAGGUGGUCACUAAGAAGUUCAGCAACCAGGAGACCAGUGUUGAGAUCGGUGAAAGCGUGAGGGGCGAAGAUGUCUACAUCAUCCAGAGUGGCUGUGGGGAAAUCAACGACAACCUGAUGGAGCUCCUCAUCAUGAUCAAUGCCUGCAAGAUCGCAUCGUCAUCCAGGGUGACCGCCGUGAUCCCGUGUUUUCCGUACGCGCGACAGGAUAAAAAGGACAAGAGUCGUGCUCCGAUUUCCGCGAAACUUGUAGCCAAUAUGCUCUCGGUCGCCGGGGCGGAUCACAUCAUCACCAUGGACCUGCAUGCCUCUCAGAUCCAGGGAUUCUUUGACAUCCCGGUGGAUAAUUUGUACGCGGAGCCCGCAGUCCUGCAAUGGAUUCGGGAGAACAUUGCCGAGUGGAGGAACUGUAUCAUUGUUUCACCUGACGCCGGGGGAGCCAAAAGGGUCACAUCAAUUGCAGACAGGCUGAAUGUGGAAUUUGCCUUGAUUCACAAAGAGAGGAAGAAAGCAAACGAAGUGGACCGGAUGGUUCUGGUGGGCGACGUGAAGGACCGCGUGGCUAUCCUUGUGGACGACAUGGCUGACACGUGUGGUACCAUCUGCCACGCCGCGGACAAGCUGCUCUCAGCCGGAGCCACCAAAGUUUAUGCUAUCCUUACACACGGGAUCUUCUCGGGGCCAGCCAUUUCCAGAAUAAAUAAUGCUGCCUUUGAGGCCGUUGUUGUCACAAAUACCAUUCCGCAAGAGGACAAAAUGAGACACUGUCCCAAGAUUCAGGUUAUCGACAUCUCGAUGAUCUUGGCAGAGGCGAUCCGAAGAACACACAACGGUGAAUCUGUGUCCUACCUGUUCAGCCACGUGCCGCUCUAGACCCCAGACGGGGAGUGUGGGGCCAGCCUGCUCUGACUGCUCGCUUGUGUGCGCUCACCUGACUUCUUAGCUCUAGGACUCAGCGAUUCUAGGAUAAUGCAAAAGCAUCCGAUCUUUGUAUCCUCCAAGAUGCAUUGUUUCCCCCUUCUCAAGCUCAAGACCAUUUAUUUCCAGUUUUGGGGGGGCGGGUGGUGGUUAUUUGAUCUUUGUAAGUGAACUGUCGUUAAUGAGAUAGGUUUCGUCAUCCUGACUGGUUCUGACAGGUGACCCUUUUCUUUGUUUUGCCAGUACUUUGAGGCCACAACUUUCAAGUAUGGAAUUCUGCAGAAGUUCAUAGAUGAUAUGUUUCAAGGUUGCCAAAGGUGACUUCAGAUUAAAGCCUUUUGUGUAAAUAAUGAUAAUGCCUAUGGACAUUUGGGUAAAACCCUGUAUACAGAAUUAGCCUUUUGCUUCCGAGUGAACCUUAGAAAAUUUAUAAUACCCCGAGUCUGGUUUUAUUUUACUUUUUUCUUUUUAGCAACCAGGAUUCAAAUAAACCAUUGUGGGUUUGGGGCCUAAUUUGACCAAAUUUUAUGCAGCCUAAGAUGGCCACUGACACAUUUACUUUCUGAUAAACGUGAGACCUAUCCGAGGCAAUCAGUAUUUUUUUUUUUUUAUUGUCACUUCUGGAAAACACAUAACUAUAUCACUUACCUGAAAUGUCGUGUUCUAAAAUUCCAAAAUUAUGUUCAGCAAUAGAUCUGAUUGAAGAAGUGUCAAGAUAGACCCUGCAGGAUCACCGGGGCCACUCACGCUGUGCUCUGGCCAUCCUGGGCGCCUCCUGGCCCGCCAUCGUGUUUUAUGGCCUCUUGUUAGCGCUAGCUUUUACUUUGCCUUUUUUCCAAUAAUUUCACGUUGUGGGUUUCCACCAAAACAAAGACUCCCCUAAGUCCCCUCAGAUUUACUAGUCUGUUCAUUGUUUUUGACAUAAUAAAAAGGUGAAUUUUUGUGAGUACCACCAAAUGCAUAUUUAAAUAUUACCUCCUUUGUUUUAAUAUUCUUUUGCCUUUUGUAAUCAGAAGUAGCAAGUCUGUUAGACUACUGAUGAUUUUAACUAAAGCCGUUCCAUGAAAAAUGUGGGUAAGCAAGGCUACAGAGAAAGUACAAAUAAGUAAGCCUUCAUUGUUUUGUGAAGAUAAUGUUCAAAUGGUGGCCCAAGAGCGAUCGUGGAGGCAAAGCUUGCUUUAUCCACACAUGGCCCUCGACAGCAUCCCCCUCGGUGAGGUGCCUCCCGGCCUGUGGCAAAAGGCAAGCGUCGAGUCCCUGUGAGUUUUGCUGUAUGCACAUGGGUGCAUAACCGAAUGAAUUCUUCAGCCCUGAGGAGAAUUUGCCUGCAUAGCCAGAGCCUGGGGGUAGUAACAGCCCCUCCCUUCUGCUGAAUCUUAAAACUUGGGAAAUUGUCUGAUCUAAAUUUUGCAGGUGGCAAAACCAAAUCUUUUAAGUCGUUAACAAACUUGAACCACAAUCUUUAAGGUUUCAAACUUCACCACGGCAGAGGCUGAAGUUAAAAAGUAUCGUGUGGGUCAUUGCAGAGACUAGCAUUUUCCUGUUCCUUAAAAUGGUUUUUGAGAAAGACAAUGGUAUUUUAGCCUGGUAGAGUCAGCUGUGCAAUGUGGAUUGACUCUAUCUAGGAAGAGUUGACUUGAGAUGAUGUAAAGAGCCUACUUAGAUGUAUGUAAUUUUUAGUUUUGAUAAGUGAGGGAUAUCUAUUUCUUGGGAUUUCAGUGCAUAGACCAAUGAAAAUGUAGUUACAAACAUGCACAGGUAGACAGCCUCGGCUUACAAGCGUAGACACCGGGCCUUGACUGAAAAAAGUUGAUUUAAAUGUAGUCAUUUGAUUUAACAUAAUCAUUUCCUCUUAAGAUUGAGACUAAGAGAGCUAGUUUCAAAAUAAUCUUCAGCUAAAAAUUUGCAUUAUCAUAGUUACAAACACACACAGGUUAGACAGCCUCGGCAUACAAGCGUAGACAGCUUGACAUGACUGAAAAAGUUGAUUUAAAUGUAUCAUUUCCUCUUAAGGUUGAGUCUAAGAGAGCUAGUUUCAAAGAUAAUCUUUAGAUAAAAAUUUGCAUUAUCAUUAUUAACAGCUGAUUCUCUCUUUUAGCCUCACUUUUUGUUUUCAAGUGUUCUGUUAGGUUGACUAAUUUGACUAGACUUGGCCAUACACAGUGGCAGUGUAGACCUCAACUGUGUGAUGGUUUCAGUUGAAGAAAGAUGAAGGUGGCCUCAGGAGUGGCCCAAUCCCAGAACUUCCAUAGCCUGAGCUGCUUGUGUGCAAACAUUAAGCGAAACCACCAAAUGUCUCAUUUCUGUCCAGCUCUGCUGAAUGGGGGCUGGACUCGACGUGUAUCGAGCUGAAAAGGAGAGCCACAGAAAUACACAUACACCAAAGCUGCUCAUCCUCCAACUGAAAGUGUAUUCAGCAACUUGCAGAUAACUCCUAUUAGAACCUGCCUUUGUUUAGAUGCCCACUAGAUUCGGGAAUGUAUCAUUUGCAGUGCUUGUAUUGGUUUAGAAUAUAGGAUUUUAAGAUCGUCCAACACUGUACUAAAACAUUUCAAUAAAAUCAUGCUACUUCUUUCUAUUA
Messenger RNA from Zalophus californianus (California sea lion), 3660 nucleotides. RefSeq names its product phosphoribosyl pyrophosphate synthetase 2 (gene PRPS2). Gene Ontology annotation, biological process: ribonucleoside monophosphate biosynthetic process; purine nucleotide biosynthetic process; 5-phosphoribose 1-diphosphate biosynthetic process. The transcript has 7 exons. Bases 78 to 1034 code for a protein of 318 amino acids. Gene Ontology annotation, molecular function: ribose phosphate diphosphokinase activity; magnesium ion binding. Lineage: Eukaryota; Metazoa; Chordata; Mammalia; Carnivora; Otariidae. The record is from RefSeq and is a predicted model, not a curated record. Gene Ontology annotation, cellular component: ribose phosphate diphosphokinase complex; cytoplasm.